AUCCUUACUAUCGAUACUAUCGUUUCGUCUAUCAAAACAUUCAUUCGUCUGCUGUGGUGGCCAAAAAGGGAGAGAGAGAGAGAGAGAGAGAACAAAUUUUUACACCACCAACAAGGGUGAAUAUUAUUUCUGGUCCUUGGAUUAGUUUUUUAUUAUUAUCAUUAAUAAUCAAAAAAUCGCUUUUUUUGGAUGGUGAUAUAUUUCAUAUUUCAUUUCAUUUUUAUUAUUAUUAUUGUUACUGUAGCAUACACACACCCAUAUAGAUAGAGUUGUCAGAAAAGAAACAUAAAUUAAACAAAUUGGACCUUGAUAAUUAUUGAUGCACAGGUUUUUUUCUCUAUUUCUCAUCACCAUAUAGUAUUUUAUUCUAGGGGGUUUUUUUUACAUAUAUUAAUUAUUUAUCAUCAUUUUUGUCAAUUGCAAAUCGGCCUUUAUUUUUGUUACAACUGUGGUAUCUUAAUUAUUACUAUUGUUACCUAGAAUUCCAUUUGUGUGUGUGAGUGUGAAUUUUUAUUUUUUGACCAAAUAAAUAAACAAACUCGAUCAACAUGGAUUCAACGUCAAAUUCACCACGACCACCAACAACAGCGGCUACAAUCGACAAUACUACAUCGUCAUUGAUUCAAGGACAAGAUUCAGAAUCAAAAGAUUCAACGGAAUCAACUACUGGUACAACAGCUUCAUCAAGCCACCAACAUCAUCGUUCACAUUCUCAUCAUCAUCACCAUCACCAUCAUCAUCAUCGUUCACAUUCAUCAUCUGGUUCGUCAGCAUCGAAUAAUAUAAUACGGACAAAUACUGGUUGGUUUCAAAGGCGAAUCAAUUUACGGCCAGUUCAUCGUGGUUGUCAUCUAGUCACCGAUGAAGUUGUCAAACAAGUGCCCGAAAUGAAUCAAUUUCAAGUUGGAAUCUGUCAUCUGCACAUUAUGCACACAUCAGCUAGUCUUACACUCAAUGAAAAUUGGGAUCCAGAUGUUCGUGAAGAUAUGGAAAUGUUUCUGCUGCAAUUUGUUCCAGAAAAACUACCAUUUCGACAUGUUUGUGAAGGUCCCGAUGAUAUGCCUGCUCAUGUGAAAGCAAGCUUUCUUGGAUCUUCAUUGACCAUACCGAUUACCGAAGGAAAACUAUGUCUAGGAACAUGGCAAGGUAUAUGGCUAUGUGAACAUCGUAAUAAUGCCGGUAGUCGUAAAAUUAUGGUUACCAUUAAUGGUGCAUUGAAAAAUUGAAAUUAAAUGAACGUUCAACUAUAUCCAAGUCACUGCCGAUUAUUUAUCAAUCUAUCCUGCAAAAAAAAGGGCCAGCGAUAAAGGAAAAAAUUCCAAGAACAAAUUCAAUUCAACCAAAAUUUUACCAUUUCUUUCAUU
Dermatophagoides farinae (American house dust mite) is the source of this 1364-nucleotide messenger RNA. RefSeq names its product UPF0047 protein YjbQ. NCBI's taxonomy places the organism in Eukaryota, Metazoa, Arthropoda, Arachnida, Sarcoptiformes, Pyroglyphidae. The record is from RefSeq and is a predicted model, not a curated record.